AUGGAUGAAUUCUCUAAAGGAAUGAUGAGUCUACCCCUGCAAGAAAAAAAGGACAAGUUAAAAAAACCUAUCGAAACAAUGAAGCAAAUCCAAUCUAAAAGGGAUAUUCCAAAUAAACAAGACGUGGAAUUAUUUUUCAACCUGCCCAGUGGAGAAACACUCACUUUAGUCGAGAAUGGUGGAAUAGAAGUUGGUCAUUUGAAACUAAAACUCUCAAAAAAAUUAGAAAAACCUUAUGAGCAAAUCCUUUUAAUAUAUAAUGAUGUUGCUAUGCUAGAUCCAUUGUCAAUAAUUGAUGUAAUUAAAGAAAGGGAUUUAGGAAGAGUUGACAUUCACGUACGUUAUUCUGGUUGA
Messenger RNA from Plasmodium gonderi, 354 nucleotides. RefSeq lists its product as hypothetical. Lineage: Eukaryota; Apicomplexa; Aconoidasida; Haemosporida; Plasmodiidae. Bases 1 to 354 code for a protein of 117 amino acids. The record is from RefSeq and is a predicted model, not a curated record. The transcript has a single exon.